Molecule: messenger RNA, 2123 nt
Organism: Xyrauchen texanus (razorback sucker)
Lineage: Eukaryota; Metazoa; Chordata; Actinopteri; Cypriniformes; Catostomidae
Product: CCAAT/enhancer-binding protein alpha-like
Exons: 1
Coding region: 219-1091 (290 amino acids)
Biological process (GO): regulation of transcription by RNA polymerase II; DNA-templated transcription; myeloid cell differentiation
Molecular function (GO): RNA polymerase II cis-regulatory region sequence-specific DNA binding; DNA-binding transcription factor activity, RNA polymerase II-specific
Source: RefSeq, a predicted model, not a curated record
UGUAGCUCCCAAGCUGAGCGUGUACGUGUAGUCUUAAAAGAGUUCCCGCAUGGUGUUUCAGCCUGAACUCGCAAUCAAUUUACAGCAAAGCACACAGCCGCGACAGCCUGCAAGUUCGUGUGUCCUGAGAACAUCGAGCCAGCGCGGCUUUCUCCGGUACUGCGAACAAGCUGGAUUCCCGGAGCUCUUCACCAUGUCUGGCGAGUUUUAGAUACUCCAUGGAGCAAACAAACCUCUACGAGGUCGCUCCACGGCCACUGAUGACCAGCCUUGUACAGAGCCAGCAAAACGCCUAUAUCUACAAAGACUCCGCCACCGCUGGAGACUUGAACGAAAUCUGCGAGAACGAAAACUCCAUCGACAUCAGCGCGUACAUUGACCCCUCUGCCUUUAACGACGAGUUCCUGGCGGACCUAUUCCAUAACAGCUCCAAACAAGAAAAACUCAAGCUGGCUAGUGGAGAGUACGAUUACCCCCACGGCGCCACUGGCACACCGGGGGCCCAGCAAAUGUACGGCUGCAUGACCAACUACAUGGAUUCUUCCAAACUGGAACCGAUCUACGACAGUCCAGCACGAAUGAGACCCGUAGCCAUCAAGCAAGAGCCCCGGGAGGAAGACGAGCUUCGCCACUCGAUGCCAUCAACAUACCACCACUCUCAACACCACCCGCCGCAUCUGUCUUACCUUCAGCAUCAGAUUGCGCACUGUGCGCAAACCACCAUGCACCUCCAACCGGGGCAUCCCACACCUCCCCCGACCCCCGUGCCCAGCCCGCACCACUUACACAACCACCUGCCGGGGGGCUCCAUGAAAAUGGGCUAUCGGGGAAAAUCUAAGAAACACGUCGACAAGAACAGCACCGAGUAUCGGCUGAGGAGGGAGCGCAACAACGUAGCCGUGCGCAAGAGCCGGGACAAGGCGAAAAUACGCAACGUGGAGACGCAACAUAAAGUGAUCGAAUUGUCGGCGGAUAACGAAAGACUGCGCAAGAGGGUGGAACACCUCACACGAGAACUGGAGACGUUACGGGGCAUCUUCAGGCAGCUUCCCGACGGAUCGUUUGUCAAAGCCAUGGGCAACUGCGCCUAACGGGGCCGCGGGAGCGGAGUGUGCUGGACAUUUGAAGUUUGUGUGAUUUUUAUGUCUGCUGGAUAAACGCUGACAGAUUCUGUAACUGCUUCCAUAGGAGCCUGGCAGCUGCGGUAUACAUGUGCCUUUUGUACAAAACGAUAAGCUCAUCUCUUCACGAAUCUGAACUAUGGACUGAAUGGUUGUUGUAGGUGUAGUCCUAUUAAGAAUGUGUGUUAGCUACGCAAAACAUAUCAGUGCAGCAAAUGUGCAUCAUUUCACCGCACCAAUCUACUUUAAUGAUGAGUUACCAGCUUUCAAUAUUUCACUUUUUGUGCGCCUUGCCUCUUGGGUUACAUAUGAACUGAACUCCUUGUAGUGAUACAAUUUUUGUGCCAUUCCAGGCUGUAUUUCCACCUCACUUAUUGCUGCAUAACAUUCACUGUAUGAAAUUGUUGAUUAAUACUUUUUCAAGGGGGUUGGGUGGAAUUGUUUCAUGGACGUCAGUGGACAAAAUGCCAAAGCAUAGGACUGGAAUGUAUUGAUUUCACUGUGGUACUAGGCUAUUUGUCAUUCAUAAUCCAGACUGUAUGCACUAUUGGCUAUGUUGUCAAAAUGCCACCUGAUGAAGCACAUUGCAUUGUGAACAUUUUGCCAUGAUUCGGGUACUGAUCUGUAAAACACCUGUCCAUAGACGCUUUUAGAGUAAAUGCUUUGUAUUUAUGCAAUAUGAUUGAUCAAAUGUGAAAGGGUGCAUAUCUCUAUGCAAUGUCUGUUGCUGUUAUUAGAAUGAUUCCGGUGGAAGAUCAUUCCGGUGUGCCUCUCACUGAUUAUGCAGUGAAGUGAACCUUCUGUAAGUAUGUGUGUGCAUUUCAUGUGAACUGUUUAUUUCUUCUUUCUUUUUUGUACAAGAACACUCAAGCAGAGACCGGUUUCAGUGCCUUUUGAUUUUUCUGUCUUUAUUGCCACCACUGUCUGAAUCUUUGGGGGAAAAUAGCCAAUACAGCAAGGAAAAGGAAGCACUUUUUUUUUUUUUUUUUUUUACAAAUGGCA